Molecule: messenger RNA, 894 nt
Organism: Moesziomyces aphidis
Lineage: Eukaryota; Fungi; Basidiomycota; Ustilaginomycetes; Ustilaginales; Ustilaginaceae
Source: the annotation of a GenBank genome assembly
AUGAGCUCGUAUACCGACCAAGAGUAUGCGUCCGCGUCGACGGCCCCGCACAAUGUGGGUGCGGUGGCAGGGACGACGCGCAAGCGCAUUCACUCCAUCCUGGGCAAGUCGCAUUUCGUGCUUGAACCCUCGACGGUGGCGGCGCCCGUGUUCGACGCUGUCCCGCGCAAUGCGUCGUUCGACACGCUGCGACCCAUCCUCGCACGUCUACCACCUGCUCUCCACCCACCACACUCUGACGAUGGCGAUGAGGAAGAGGACGAGGGGUAUGGUGGUGAUCACUCGGUCAUGUACACGCGCUCUCGACUCGCUUCACUCGACCAGGCGAGUGUCGAGCUCUGGCGAGCGCUGCAUUCGUUCCGACCGCUCACACCGGAGUAUGCGUCCGGAUACGCCGUCGAGCCCCCGCACCCCGUCUCACCCACAGCGGACGCGUCAGAGUGCCCCGUGUUUGCAUCGGCAACUGCCGGCUCACUAGCACGCUUGCAAGCAGCGUUCAAUUGGUCAAACCUCACGCUGCGCACCGAGGUGGAGCGCGUGUGGUAUGGCGUGCUCUUCCUGAGCCUGCGCAAACGCGGCUCGGAGUCGCUAUCGUUUUACGAGGCGGAUCGGCAGGCGCACGAGGAAGCCACGCGAUCCGGAGGCCUCCUCAUGUACUGGUACGGAGCGCCCCACCCCACCACGGGCGCCAACCUGGCGACGUGCAUAUGGACAUCGCGCACCGCAGCACUCGCCGCUUCCCGCCUACCCCUUCACAAGGCCGCCGCCAUCUACGCUGCCCCGAGCUACGAGCGCUACGACCUCGUACGGUACAAACUCACCAAGCGCGCCGGCGAUCCACAGCUCCACCUCAGCGCCUGGACGCGUCAAGACGAUCUCGCCGAACGUCGUUAG